This is a messenger RNA of Necator americanus (New World hookworm), 1986 nucleotides long. RefSeq lists its product as uncharacterized. The coding region runs from base 1 to 1986 and encodes 661 amino acids. The record is from RefSeq and is a predicted model, not a curated record. Lineage: Eukaryota; Metazoa; Nematoda; Chromadorea; Rhabditida; Ancylostomatidae. The transcript has 14 exons.
AUGGGUUUCGCUGUACGUAAGUUACCGUUAUGUCUGAGCCGAUGCUUCCACAAAGCGCGAGUACAACCAAUUUCUUCCAUUCUCACAGAAUUCAUAGGGUUAUUUGGAAUGUCAGCCGAAAGAGCUUCCGUUCUUCAGCUUGUGGCCGGCUUUUUUGGUUUUCUGAAUGCUCUCGUGGCGGCGUUGCAAAAUGCUGAAAAGUCGUCUCGACUGGAGCUUUACAUCAACACGCACUGGAUAACUACUAUUGUUUUGUUUGCAGGUCUUUCUAGACUUUUAAUGAUAAGAUCGUGGAUCGCGGAAGUGUUCUCAUUGAUGUUGCAAAUGCUGUGCCUAUGUAUCACGGUGAACGCUGUGGUGGCUGACUUAUGGAAUCUACGAGUUCUCUCGACACUCAACUUGACGGAUACAGCUUCUACGAUUACACCGAUCACGAUCUCCUACGUGAAGAUGUACAAUGGCAUCGAUUCCUUGCUUUCCGCGAUUGCCUUCAUUCUAGCAGCAUACAUCAUAUUUCUGCACUUCAACUCGUCCGCGAACACCAUGUGCCAGCUACCAUCCGUAAAACUUCUUGGCAUGGGAACUGCUCUUGUAGUUCUCGGUGUAAUUCGCUUCAUUUGCUAUUUCUGCGAAUUUUUCAUGCUCACUGGACAGGACAGAUUAAGAGCUCUGUUUGCCAAUUACACUCUGGACGAACCUGCAUGGAUCUUCACACAGCUAACUCUAGGGAUUCUUUGCGUUCUUUCUGCGAGAGGUAGCAAACUCAUGAGAGCUCUAGCAUUGUCGAUGGCAGCUACGACUCUCAUGCCAUCUAUUUUUUACCUAUGGCUGGAUUACAGGUGGCUAGCAUCAUCCCGACUAUCCUUUGGCGUAUCCUCCACAAUCUCCUUAUGGCAAUCAGCAGGAGUUGUGAUCUCUUUGUGUAAUGUUGGUGUGGUCACUGCAACGUUGCUGCAACUUGUUUCGAUGCAUUCAACUUGGAGAACGGUAACAAUGGAUGAGAAAGCCAGAGGCUUCCUUGUUGUGAUUGCCACAUUGUUCUUGAUACUCUCGUGUAGUACAAUAUCACUGGAUGUGUACACUAUUUGGAAACGACUGUUCUAUAGGCUAUUCCAUGGAGCUGAACAAAAAACUCCAUUUCUCACUGCUAUAACAGCUACGUUUGCGAUAGCGGCUUCGAUGUCGAAAUUUGCUCCAAUUGCUCUUCCCGCCUGCGUUUGCCUCUCACUUUACUCUCUGAACUCCACAGUAUUUCAACUGAUCUCAUAUCUCUAUUUGUCCUCGAAUGGAUAUUUCGGCGAUCAACUGUGCGAACUCUUCUUCCCAGGAGCUGCACGAUGUUUUGUUUCUGCAACAAAAGGAGAGGCAGUAAUCCACUUCAUCCAGGUAGUGUUGGACUUCUUCGUGCUAAUACUUUCUAGUGUCUUGUGUAUCGCUGCGAUGCGAAUUUCUAUUAUGGUUAGGUCGCCGGAAAGCACCGGAAAUCGAAAACUAGAAACUACAAUUAGGUAUCUCGGUGUUCUCAUGGCAUUAUGCGGUUUGGCGGUUCUCGUGCAGGCCGUAGCAUUUUUCCGCACCUCCGCCGACUUACAUCCGAUGGUGGUCGUUUACAUGGCCCUCUAUCAUAUGGCUUUAGCUAUUGGUCUCAUCGUGUUUCCCUUAUAUCAAAUUCUGUGCUCAGAAAAGCUAGCAUACCAUCCGAUGUCACAAACGACAUUGCUGAUAAUGUCCGUUGUGCGAUUUGUAGAAAUCAUCACUCAGCUCGACUACCGAGGAACUGGAGAUGAUCUCUCGGUCGCCUGGAAAGUCCACCAAACAGCCGAUUUCAUUGCCCUUGCGAGUCAUUUUACAACUGCAAUGCUAGUAAUCCGACUAAUGGGAAAUUCAAUACUGGAAGCAGACGCAGAUGAGCUGAGAUUCAACAAUCCACUCACUUUGGAAGAGAACGGCGACUACUUGCAACUUAGGCACCAAGAAGAGUCGUAG